GCACGUCUUCAGAGAGGAAACCUGCUUCUGAAACAAGGAAAACUGGACGAAGCAGAGAGCGACUUCAAGAAAGUGCUCAAGUCCAACCCCAGCGACAAAGAGGAGAGAGARGCCCAGAGUCAGCUGGCAAAGUCUGAUGAGCUUCAGCGGCUGGUGGCUCAAGCUCAUCGCAGCUUCAACAGCAAGGACUACAUGACGGCUGCUGCUCAGCUCGAAACCAUCAUCGAGACAUGUGUUUGGGACGUGACCUCUCGUGAGAUGAGAGCAGAGUGCUUCAUUCAGAUGGGCGAGAUGGGGAAGGCCGUCAGCGACCUGAAAGCYGCGUCCAAAUUAAAGAACGACAACACGCAGGCCUUCUACAAGCUCAGCACCAUCUACUAUCAUCUCGGAGACCACGAGAUGUCACUCAACGARGUGCGCGAGUGUCUGAAGCUGGAUCCUGACCACAAACAGUGUUUCAGCCAUUACAAGCAGGUCAAGAAGCUCAACAAGCAGAUCCAGGCUGCAGAGGAACUCAUCCAGGAGAAGAGGUACGACGAAGCGGUGAAGAAGUACGAGGCGGUGAUGAAGACCGAGCCCAACGUGCCCCAGUUCCUCCUCCUCGCCAAGGAGCGCAUCUGCCACGCACUCACACAGGACCAGCAGGCGAGCAGAGCUGUCUCGGUGUGCAGUGAAGUCCUCCAGUCGGACCCGGAGAACGUGAACGUGCUGAAGGACCGGGCCGAGGCGUACGUCCAAGACGAACUAUAUGAAGAAGCCAUUAGAGACUAUGAGAGCGCCGCAAAACACAGCGAGAAUGACCAUCAGAUCAAAGAAGGCCUGGAGAAAGCUCAGCGACUCCUCAAACAGUCACAGAAGAGGGAUUAUUAUAAGAUCCUGGGAGUAAAGAGAACUGCUCAGAAAAAGGAGAUUAUCAAAGCCUACAGGAAACUGGCCCAACAGUGGCACCCGGACAACUUCCAGGAUCCGGAAGAGAAAAAGAAAGCAGAGAAGAAGUUUAUAGACAUCGCUCAGGCUAAAGAGGUCCUUACUGAUCCAGAAAUGAGAACCAAAUUUGAUCACGGAGAAGAUCCAAUGGAUCCAGAGAGCCAGCAGGGUCACCACCAUCAGCACUUUCACAGCGGCUUCCAGGGCUUCCAGGGUUUCAACCCGUUUGGCUCUGGGCCCUUCAACUUCAAGUUCAACUUCAACUGAGAAGAGCUGUAAUCCAGCAGAACUGGAGCAGAAUUUUAUUAUCCUCUCUAUUGAAAAGGGAGAUCACUGGCAUUUAUGUCAGUUCAUAAUGAGGAAAUGGUGACUUUAAUUCGCUGACUUUCAUUUUCAGCUGGGACAGAGGGGGGCGGACAAACCUCUGCCUUGAGAAGCAGCGGAUCAGUUGGUUAAUUCUGACGUUUAAUUUGGUUCCAUAUUUCACCAAAUACUCACAUCUGUUCACAAGAUAAAAACUGUUCAAGCCACAUAACUGUUUUUAUAUGAAUGGAUUUUUUGAACUGUAAAUAAAAAGCUAUUUAUGUA
Molecule: messenger RNA, 1515 nt
Organism: Austrofundulus limnaeus
Lineage: Eukaryota; Metazoa; Chordata; Actinopteri; Cyprinodontiformes; Rivulidae
Gene: dnajc3a
Product: DnaJ (Hsp40) homolog, subfamily C, member 3a
Biological process (GO): protein folding in endoplasmic reticulum
Cellular component (GO): endoplasmic reticulum
Molecular function (GO): misfolded protein binding; protein-folding chaperone binding
Source: RefSeq, a predicted model, not a curated record